This is a messenger RNA of Fonsecaea erecta, 1863 nucleotides long. RefSeq names its product gamma-glutamyltransferase. The record is from RefSeq and is a predicted model, not a curated record. NCBI's taxonomy places the organism in Eukaryota, Fungi, Ascomycota, Eurotiomycetes, Chaetothyriales, Herpotrichiellaceae. The coding region runs from base 1 to 1863 and encodes 620 amino acids. The transcript is spliced from 4 exons.
AUGGGUUCAACGGGCAAAGACAUGAAGGCGGAGGCCGUCUUCCCCGGAAACACUCCAAUGUUUAUGAAGUUCCCGAGCAGAAGGAGUGUGGUUCACAGCACACAGGGCAUGGUCGCAUGCACACAACCUCUGGCCGCGGAGGCGGGGCAGAGGAUCUUGAAGAUGGGAGGGAAUGCUGCUGAUGCUGCUGUCGCAGUCGCUGCUGCCUUAAACAUGACCGAGCCCACCUCGACCGGUAUUGGGGGAGACAUGUUCUGUCUCUUCUUCGAUGCAAAGACAAAGAAGGUCCAUGCUCUCAACGGCUCAGGACGCAGCCCGAAGAACACCACUCUCGAACAAGUGAGGAAAGAGUUGGGCCUGUCCGCGUCACAGAUUGGCAAGAUUCCCGUCCUGAGUGCGCUGUCCGUCACCGUUCCCGGCGCCCCUGGGGGAUGGGUCGAUACUAUUGAGAAAUUUGGGAGCGGUAAAUUGAGCUUGGAGCAGAUCCUGAUGCCGGCAAUUGAACUGGGAGAGAACGGUUUCCCGGUCAGCGAGCUUUCUGCGAUGUGGUGGCACGAAGGUGAACAAACCCUGAGGGAGGCCUCGCCCAAUUACCGUGAAAUGCUCAAAAGAGACAAACACUCUGAAGAUUUCGUUCGGGCUCCUCGGGCUGGUGAGAUCAUGAAGAACCCCAAUUUGGCAAAGACUUUCAGGACAUUGGCAGCAGAAGGGAAGAAAGGAUUUUACACAGGGAGAAUCGCUCAAGCCAUCGUCGACGUCCUGAAACUUACUGGUGGACAUAUGGAACUGUCGGACUUGGAAGACCAUAUGAACCGGGGCGCCCACGAGACCGAACCGAUCUCGUUGAGAUUUAACGCUCAAAAUGUCAAGAAGAUGGGAGCUCAACGAGUGACGAAUGGGUCGCCCGACGACCACUUUGUCGAAUUGUGGGAGCAUCCGCCCAAUGGACAGGGCAUAGUUGCUCUUAUGGCCCUUGGCAUCCUGGAAGAACUGGAGCGGACGAGACAGAUCCCCACGUUUGCCCAGGAGGACCAUAACAGUGCUGCACACCUGCAUGCCGUGAUAGAGGCACUUCGGAUAGCAUUUGCGGAUGCCAGCUGGUGGGUGACGGAUCCAGACUUCAUGCCCGUCAAGCCGGCAGAGAUGAUUGCACGACCGUAUCUGGCCGAACGCGCCAAGCUGUUCGACAAAGACAAGGCAGGCAUAUUCAGCAAUGGACAGCCAGGACCCAGUCCGGCUCAAAAUCAUAGCGACACUGUAUAUUUCGCCGUGACCGACAAAGAAGGCAACGGCAUGAGCUUCAUCAACUCCAAUUACGAAGGGUUCGGGUCUUCCAUCAUCCCUCAGGGCUGCGGAUUUACCCUCCAAAAUCGAGGGUCGAACUUCGAGCUUGGACCAGCCAACCACCCGAACAUCUACCAGGGGGGGAAGAGACCUUACCACACGAUUAUCCCGGGAAUGAUUACCCACGGAUCCGAGAGAGAGCGAGAACUGCACUCGGUGUAUGGAGUGAUGGGUGGCUUCAUGCAGCCGCAGGGUCAUGUUCAAGUGCUGCUCAACAUGGAAGUCUUUGGCAUGAACCCGCAACAAGCCCUGGAUGCUCCUCGGAUAUGUAUUGGUGCGGCCGCGCCCAACGAAGGCGAUACGAAUGCAGGACCUGUUUAUGUGGAAGAAGGGAUCGACGAGGCCGUGGUCAAGGCAUUGAGGCAGAUGGGGCACGACGUCCAGGUUCUUCAAGGAUUCAGCCGAGCAAGAUUUGGCCGAGGACAGAUUAUUCGGAGACACGUUGACGAAGACACCGGCAUAAUGGUGUACAGCGCUGGAAGUGACAUGAGAGGUGAUGGAUGUGCUCUGCCAGGAUAG